CAAGUUCUUGCUUUCUAAGUGUUCUUCUUGUCUUCUUUCGGUUGUUCUAGCCAAGUGUUAUGCGUGAGUAAGGCUGACUUAGCGCAAGGAGGGUGCUAAGGCCGCACGAGUAGCUUAGGAAAAAGCCAUGAAUCUGGGAGCUGGGCAACCGGCGAUUCCGACGCUCGGCGUCGAACCUCUUGUGCUCGACGAAGAUUUGUUUCUUCUUGCAAUGAGCCGUGCACUGGAUAAAACUUUACCAUCGCUUCAAUCCAAGCUGCAAAGUAUGAUUGAAAAUGUGUUCGAGCAAUUUCGAUUGACAACACCACCACCAGCCUUGUCGCAACCAGUCUACUACCAGCAGCGAUCACUAGAGCAAUCAUCAACUCCAGUUUCUGAUCCCAAAACUCAAAUUGAGAUUGUUCACUCUCAUCUUUGGAAGGCUCGAAGCAAGCAAGUCGCUCUCAAGUCGACUGCGGGCACCGGAGGAGUGAAGAAACCGCACAGUUUCAGGCUAGGAGCAUCCAUGCUCCAAAAGACAGCCAAAUACCAGAAGCGCAAUUUCCGGAGUUCAGCUGCGUCUCUUCUACUCGAGGAUGCCAUUUCGGCUCAGUCAAACCUUAACCCUACUUCUGUUUGCCUGGUGAGUGAUACUGGCACUAGUAUUCCUAAUCUCAAUUUUGUGAGUACUGACUGCGUUGGCGUAGAUUCUGUGCUUGUUGCAAAAUUGAAUGGGAGUGAUGUGAAUUUCGGAAAUGGAGAGGAUGAGACUUUUGACAGGAAGGCUAAGGUGUAUAGUGGAGAUGUGAAAGAGCUUAGUGAGCUUGAUAGUGUUAGUGUUAAGCAAGAUGAUCUGCAAGGACCAAAUUCGGGUGAGAAUGGGAGAGAAUGCCAUGCACUCCACCUGCUUGAUGAAAUGCCUCAGUCAAAGGGGUUGUGUAGUGUAGGGGGACUGUUGCAACUCUUACAAGUAUUCGAGACAAAGGUGGGGGACUUGCUCACCAACCUGUAGAAGUGGCAUUUGGGGCUAGUUAUGAAGAAAAGGAUGAUGGUUUUGACAAAUCAGUUGGCAACACAUUUCUAGGUGUUGAGGUUUUUACUCUCAUGGAUGUUGACAAUGGAUUAUUGAAUGGUAAUUUUGGUGAAGAAAAUGUUUGCAUGGAUAAUAGCUAUGAGAAAAUGCAUGUGAAUUCUAAAAUGGUGCUGGAGUUAAUAUUGGAAAAGUGGAAAUCACAAGUUACAGUGGAAACACAAUCUCAAGCUAACAUAGUGCAGUGGCUUAUUUUCUACUGGCAGCCUUGUCAUUGCGAGACAAAGGGAUUGUACUCUUUUGCAUGGAAGCAUUCGACGAACUUUGUGAAAUGUUUCAAAACUCAUUGUCUCAGGGAGGUAUUUUGGGGCUUGAUGUGCAUGGGAGAAUAUUGAUGGCUUAUGGGAAAGAGCAUAGGUUUGUGGAAACCACUCAACUGGUGAUGGAUAUUAAUAACUCGUGGCUUAUGUUGGACAUGGAAGCAUAUGCUACUCUAAUAGGAGCAUUUAUCUCUGGUCAUGAUUUUCAAUCGGCUUUUGUUGUGGUAUUGAGUGACUUGUCCAAGCUCCCUGUUGUGAUCUUUAGUGCUUUCAAUGAUAAUGCUGGGAAUUUACUUACUGAAGACAUAGUUGGGAUAGUGAGUGACCAUCAUAAAGAGGACUGGAGAGUUAUACAUGCCUGGAU
Molecule: messenger RNA, 1693 nt
Organism: Fragaria vesca subsp. vesca
Lineage: Eukaryota; Viridiplantae; Streptophyta; Magnoliopsida; Rosales; Rosaceae
Exons: 2
Coding region: 128-991 (287 amino acids)
Source: RefSeq, a predicted model, not a curated record